GUUCUUCAGUGUGGGCCGCCGGCUUUCGUGAUGUCCGUUAGGGGAGGCGAUCGGCUCACACCCUUAAUGGCCAGGAUACGUGACUUUUUACUUCAAAGGAAGUACAACAAUUCACUCCGUUAUACUGAAAAUUACUCCAAACGGACCCAACCCCCACCGUUUUUGCCUGAUGGGUGCAGCCACGAUAUUGCCGAAAAUGCAUAUUAUCUGAGAGAUGAAAGAAGGCGGGUGUCUCCACCAGUUGAAGUGUUUAUCUCGGGCCCCAAAAGACUUGCCGAAUCUGGAAGUUCAUCGUUGCCCCAACCCACAUCAACUUCAGUGACUACAGUUCCUGGAGUGAAAUUUAACUGGGACAAGCAGCUACCCUUAGAUUAAUCGCAGACCAUGGUUUACUGUGCCUUUUGGCGUUACUUUGUUUUGUGAUUAGAAUCAUCUUGAUACGUCAU
This is a messenger RNA of Opisthorchis viverrini, 446 nucleotides long. RefSeq lists its product as hypothetical. Lineage: Eukaryota; Metazoa; Platyhelminthes; Trematoda; Opisthorchiida; Opisthorchiidae. The transcript is spliced from 2 exons. The record is from RefSeq and is a predicted model, not a curated record. Bases 31 to 375 code for a protein of 114 amino acids. Gene Ontology annotation, biological process: ATP synthesis coupled electron transport; mitochondrial electron transport, NADH to ubiquinone. Gene Ontology annotation, cellular component: mitochondrial inner membrane.